Molecule: messenger RNA, 816 nt
Organism: Peronospora matthiolae
Lineage: Eukaryota; Oomycota; Peronosporomycetes; Peronosporales; Peronosporaceae
Source: the annotation of a GenBank genome assembly
AUGCCACUUCGCGUAGCUAUUCUGCUGCUUAGUGCUAACUUUUUCGCAACGGCGUAUGUUGCUUUCCCGACCGGACAUCCAGGAUUGCUCGGCAUGCACGCCGACGGUCCUGGUCAGAGGCGUCUAGGAAAGGCCGACAAUGGUAACGAAGAGCGAAUUACUUUUGCUCAGGUUGUUGAUCUACAAGCGGAGGCGACUACUGAACUGAUCGUAAACGUAUCCCAGUACCUGAAAAGGGCUCUUGAUCACGCACAUCAUUACUGGGCAAGAUGGAACCUUUCAAGACAGAGCAAAAGGAUCUUUGAGAGGUUCAUGGAGGCGGAAGGCAAGAAUAACGUUGACACAAUGAUGACCUCGUUCACCGAGAAGGCGAUUUUGUCGACGAUUCAUGCCCUUAGGCGUGUGGAUGAUCCCGACCUUCAAGCUAUCGCGGAGCGCAUGCAGAGCAAGCAGUUCCAACUAUGGAAGGCUCGCGGCAUAGAGGCAGACGACCUCUUCGGGUCUCUCAAACUCGAGAAAAUUCUGUCGGAACGGCUCAAGGAUCCAAAAUUUGUCAGCCUGGCUGACUCGCCAGAGUUCACAAUUUGGGCAGCGUACGUGAACGACUCCUGGGACACGAAAUCUACGAAGCAGCCACAACUGAAAAAAACGUUUGGCGCCAUUAAAGGACUAUUCAAAGGAUACAAGGGAAAGGCUGUGUCGGUGCUAUCGUUGCCUAUUAACAACUCACGAACCCUCCAGCUUAAUCUGAGGAAACUUAAGGUCAGCCUCAUUGUCAAAAAGAUCAAAGGUAAGAAAUCUAAACGCAACAAGUAA